GACGCCCUCAGCAGCGAUAACAGUCGAUCGACGCCGUUUUUCGCCGCCAGUAUCAGCCGGUCAGAUCGUCACCUCGCUCUUCGCGAAGAAGCCGCAAGGAAGGAGAAACCUGAAGAUGAGCUCCGUCUUCGACAAGGGUGUCCUGGUGAACGCGUCCGAAGCCCUAGCCCGUGCCAGGGACCCCAGGACCGUAGGAUGGCUCUACUCCGGCAACCCGGUUCCCAUCCACGUGAUCCUGGGCCUCUACGUGUAUUUCGUCAAGUACAAGGGACCAGAGUGGAUGAGGGACCGCAAGCCUUACGAGCUCAAGUCCGUCAUCCGCCUGUACAACGUGGUCAUGGUCGUCCUCAACUUCGCCUUCAUGGUCUUCUUCUUUAGCAACACAUACCUCCAGGGUAACUACAGCUGGUUGUGCACGGGCAUCGACUUCAAGGUGACCCAACAGUCCAUGACGCUUCUGGCUGGUUGUUGGUGGUACCUUCACGUUCGGAUGGCCGAGUUCAUGGACACCGUGUUUUUCGUCCUCCGCAAGAAGAACUCUCAGGUGUCGGCGCUCCACGUCAUCCAUCACUGCAUCGUGGUGUGGAACGGCUGGAUCGGACUCACCUUUGGUGCGGAGGGGCAGGUGAUGAUCUGCAUCUGCAUCAACUGCCUGGUGCACGUGAUCAUGUAUUCUUACUAUUUUCUUUCCUCGUUCGGGCCGGCACUGCAACCUUUUCUCUGGUGGAAGAGAUACCUCACGCAGCUGCAGAUCGGACAGCUUGCGUUCUUUGCUUUCUAUGCAGUCGUGCCAGUCUUGUACGAAUGUGGCUACCCAAAGCUGCUUACAUGCAUCGGGUUCGCGCAGGCCACGUUGGUACUAACGCUGUUUUGCAAUUUUUAUUUUCACGCUUACAAUCGGCCCAGACGAUGUAUGAAAAAUGAAUGA
Molecule: messenger RNA, 928 nt
Organism: Ixodes scapularis (black-legged tick)
Lineage: Eukaryota; Metazoa; Arthropoda; Arachnida; Ixodida; Ixodidae
Product: elongation of very long chain fatty acids protein 4
Exons: 2
Coding region: 116-928 (270 amino acids)
Biological process (GO): very long-chain fatty acid biosynthetic process; fatty acid elongation, monounsaturated fatty acid; fatty acid elongation, polyunsaturated fatty acid
Cellular component (GO): endoplasmic reticulum membrane
Molecular function (GO): fatty acid elongase activity
Source: RefSeq, a predicted model, not a curated record